UAGGUCUGCGCCUGGGAUCUGAACCGGCAAGCCCAGGGCCUCGAAAGCGGAGCGCGUGAACUUAACUGCUCUGCCACCAGGCUCCUGAGCCACUUUGUACCCUCACCUAGACAGAUCUCUGGAAGCCCUCCCCUCCACACCCCACCUAUGAGGGCCCAUGCUGGUGGCUCGUACCAUCCCCAGCGGACACGCCCCGCUGAAGGAAGCAGCUGGCACCCUUGGGUGGGCCACCGGGGCAUUUUCUCUCUGGGAAGCAGAAUGGCCUGCGUUCAGAUCCAUGAAAAGCGCCUGGAAACCUGGAAAGCGCCGUGCAGCGUGAGCUGGUGGUUCAGCUUAAUUUCUUAUCAGCACGUUCCGAGGCCUAGCCCCAAAGCAUUGCUGCGGUGGCCACAUCCUAUCGGAGAGCGGGCGUCUUGGCCGCCGUCUCAGCUCUGUGUUGAGUUGUGCUCUCAGGAGUCGCCCUGGCUGUGCUCCCUUCUCUUCUGCACUAGUUUCCACAGGCCUCCAGCAGCUCCCUUGUUUAUCUGGACGUGUCCAUCUCUGUGUGCGUUUCUCUUCUCGUCCAUAGGAAGACUGCUUACAUCCUCUGCUGUGCCCUCGGAGCAUGGUCAUCUGUUCAAGAGAACUGUGUCUUGUGUACUAAUAAUUAGUAUUUACUCAGUUUCCACCAUGUGAACAGGCAGUGUGCCUGACACCGGUCGGUCUCAACUGGCCUCUUCUCUGGCCUAAGCGUAAACGCACUCCCCUUUUUACACAAAACGGUUGGGGGGCAUUUAUCUUCCUAUAGAACAGUGAUUCUCAAGGCCGGUUCCACCUCUCCAGGGGACGUUGGCAAUAUCUGGAGACAUUUCUGCUUGUCACAGCUUGGUGGAUUGCGACUAGGAUGUUGCCGGUGGAGGCCAGGGGCAGCUCAGCAUCCUGGAGCAUGCCAGGCAGCCCCCCACAACCGCAAAUUACCUGGCCCCGAAGGCCGGUAGCGCCGAGGUUGGGAAACGCUGCUUUAAGGUUUGAGGAAAGUGAAGACAAUUAUACCGAAACAAAACAGAACAAAAAUCCCUCCUGGGCCAUUCUUGUGGUAGCUGCCUGCUUCUGCUAGUUUUCAAAACACACAUAACCAGAGAUACACAGAGGGCCACAUACGUGAAACUCAGCAUCCACACCCCAAGACCCCUCCCAGGCCUUUGGGAGAUCCCCAGAGUGUCUUGUAGCAUCUGGUAUUUUUAAGAAGGUGUAAUCUUUUACCAGGGCUUCUCAGUCAGGGGUUACUAACCCUUCCCUCUCCUCUCUCCACCGCACCCCCGCGCCCCGCCCCGCCCCAGGACAUUUGGCAAUGUCUGAGACGGUUUUGGGUUGUCAUAACUUGGGGAGAGGAUGCUACUGGCUUCAGGUGGUUAGAGGCCAGGGGCGGUUGCUAAACAUCCCACAGCACACAGAGCAGCUUCCCCACAACGAACAAUUACCCGGUCCCAAAUAGCAGGAGCACCCAGGCCGAGACACCCGGCUUUGAAUCAGUUUCUUGAUUUCAAAGACUUCUAUCAGUGUCGUUUCUAAAUUGAGAAAUCGAGGCCAGGUGGAGGGGCGAGAGCGAACCGGGAAUAGAGAUGCCUGGUUUCUAGCAGCUGGUCAGUGAGAAGGUCGGAGGGGCUGAAGGGACCAAGCUUGACGAUGACUUCAAAGAGAUGGAGAAGAAAGUGGAUGUCACCAGCAAAGCUGUGGUGGAAGUGCUGGCCAGAACCAUCGAGUACCUGCAGCCCAACCCAGCCUCGCGGGCCAAGCUGACAAUGCUCAACACAGUGUCCAAGAUCCGCGGGCAGGUCAAGAACCCCGGCUACCCACAGUCAGAGGGGCUGCUGGGCGAGUGCAUGAUCCGCCACGGGAAGGAGCUGGGCGGCGAGUCCAACUUCGGCGACGCCCUGCUGGACGCGGGCGAGUCCAUGAAGCGCCUGGCGGAGGUGAAGGACUCCCUGGACAUAGAGGUCAAGCAGAACUUCAUUGACCCCCUGCAGAACCUGUGCGACAAGGACCUGAAGGAGAUCCAGCACCAUCUGAAGAAGCUGGAGGGCCGCCGCCUGGACUUCGACUACAAGAAGAAGCGGCAGGGCAGGAUCCCCGACGAGGAGCUGCGCCAGGCCAUGGAGAAGUUCGAGGAGUCCAAGGAGGUGGCCGAGACCAGCAUGCACAACCUCCUGGAGACCGACAUCGAGCAGGUGAGCCAGCUCUCUGCGCUGGUGGACGCCCAGCUGGACUACCACCGGCAGGCCGUGCAGAUCCUGGACGAGCUGGCCGACAAGCUCAAGCGAAGGAUGCGAGAAGGCUCCUCGCGCCCCAGGCGGGAGUACAAGCCCAAGCCGCGGGAGGCCUUCGAGCUCGGGGAGCCGGAGCAGCCCAACGGCGGCUUCCCCUGCGCCACGGCCCCCAAGGUCACAGGCUCAUCGUCGUUCCGAUCUUCCGACAAGCCCAUCCGGACCCCCAGCAGGAGCAUGCGGAGCAUGGCGGAAGGAGCAGCUCUCCUUGGAGGGAGCGGGGAGCAGGGUUGGGGGGCGGCCAGCGCCCCGCCAGCCGCAGGGCAGGUGGAAGCCCGGACCCUCCGCCCGCCCCCAGCGCCCCUGGACCAGCCGAGCUGUAAGGCCCUGUACGACUUCGAGCCCGAGAACGACGGGGAGCUGGGCUUCCGCGAGGGCGACAUCAUCACGCUGACCAACCAGAUCGACGAGAACUGGGCCCCCUCAUGGCUAUUACGUGGGGAAGCAUGGAUGUCCUGGCUGAGACGAGCAACGUGGCCUCCGUCACAGUCUAGGGCGGAUUGAAAUGUAAUCCCGAUUUUUUUAAAAAAGUAUUAAAUGUCUCUUUCUACA
Messenger RNA from Equus quagga, 2855 nucleotides. RefSeq names its product SH3 domain containing GRB2 like 1, endophilin A2 (gene SH3GL1). Gene Ontology annotation, molecular function: protein binding. The coding region runs from base 1680 to 2807 and encodes 375 amino acids. The record is from RefSeq and is a predicted model, not a curated record. NCBI's taxonomy places the organism in Eukaryota, Metazoa, Chordata, Mammalia, Perissodactyla, Equidae. Gene Ontology annotation, cellular component: glutamatergic synapse; cytoplasm; presynapse. Gene Ontology annotation, biological process: synaptic vesicle uncoating. The transcript is spliced from 11 exons.